AUGGCGUCGCGGCUUGCCCGUGUAGCGGCGCUUCAAAAACAGCUGGAGGCCCGUGCCCUGCGGCGCUUCGCACGCCGCUUCGCCGCGGCGGCUGAAAGGUCCAAGACCCCAGCGCCACCCAGGUGGCCCUUUCUGCGAUCCAAGAGACUGACGUCGGAGCUGAGUAAAUUCUUCGACGCCGAUGGACCGGAUGGACCUCGCGAGCUCUGGGUCGCCGGGGGUCGAGGUUCGGGUGCUUCCACAGCCAUCCAAGCGGCCGUCGGGUCCUCGAAGCAGACGAUUUUCGUGGACGCGGAGAAGGGCGAAGAUGUGAUGCAGGACACCCUUCGCCGGCGUUUGGCGGAGAUCUUGACCAACCGAAAAGAGGUGGCGGUCGAAACAAUGCUGGCAGCAGUGUUGGAAGAUUUUCCCAAGGCGUCUCGUGGCUUGGUCGCCAGCCUGGAAGCCGUGGCUGGACGUUUGGGGUUGCCUACAGCCUUGCCCAGCGGCGUGGAGGUGCCUGCUUGCCGUGAGUUGUUGGAGAAACAUCGGCAGGAUCCUUUGAGGUUGGCUGUAAGCAGCUGCCAGAUGUUGGCGCAGCUUCCGCGGCUCCAACUGUCGCCCCCCAGUGCAGUGCACGUGGCGUUGGCUUUGCUGUCAGACGCUGGUCGUCGAGAAGGAGGUGCCAGCAGCGCUGUGGACUUCCUGUUCUCAGCGGCCCGUGGCUGCCAGACAGACCUUCCAGUGGUCCUGUUGCGUGCGCAUGCUGCACGGGAAGGCUUGGUGGAAUCCAUUCGCAAAACCGGAGGCGGGCUACGAGUCUUGAUCCAGAGCUAUGAUGCCUUCGCCUCGGUGCGGGCUGCUGAGUCUGGCGUGCCAGUGCUCACAUCGGAUGAAUGGUCGCAGGACAUGGCGCGGGCCAUUUUUCUGCCACGCUUCAUUCCAGAGCAGGAGGCACAGGAUUGGCCCGCGGUCUGGGAAGCGGUCGGGGGUCAUCCCGCCCACCUGCGACAGCUGUCGGAGCUGAUCGUGGAGGAAAGGAAGGUCAUUGAGGCUGAAAGAUUGCAGGAGGAGAAAGAGGAAGAACAAGCCGAGAGGCACCGGCAGAAACUCCGUCCUGGCAGGAAUCCGGACGCCGAAGAGUACUUGGAAAUCGCCAAACAGCAAAGUCGGGAUGAUAGUUUUCGUGCCGACGCAAGGCAACCUGAGGGUGCGGUGGAGCUGGUCUUGCGUCGUUUGCCGGAACUCAUGAAAGAGGAGAUUGAUGCCGUGGAACGUCAGUUGCAGCGCUUUGCGGUGCAUCCCAGCUUGCCAGGCCUCCUUCCCAGCGGCAGCGGUAAGCGUGUGGCCGCGCUGAACCUGAAGCUGAAAGAAUUGGCGGAAGGAGUUGCGGUUGAAGGUGGUUUCCAAGAUGUAGAUCCCUUGGCCUUGGCCUUGCUGGAGACAAACCUUUUGGUGCCCAAGUGGCAUCCGCGCAGACGCUUAGUGACGCCCAACCAGCUCACACGCUCCUUACUGGCCUCUCGGUUGUUCUGUGGCGAAACAGGUUGCAUGGGCGGAUGCUCUCUGCGACUCUUGGAGAUUGUGAAUGUUUUCAGCGAGCAGCUGGAGAAGAAGGGCUUACAGUUAGUGAGGCGCAUCGUCUCCGACUCCGUGGACGCUGAAGAGUUGCCAUCCAGUGGCCUGGCUUUUCCGAAGACCGACCGAAGAUCACAGGUAGUGAGAGGAUUGGUUUUCUGUCGCUCAUUGACCAGCUUGCCCGAUACCCAGUGGAACAGCGGCGUUUUCAGUGAUGUCGUAGGCUUAAAUGCUGUGCUGGGAGAGAGUGGUGAUAAGAAAGAGGAUGACAAGUCAGUCGACAAGGAGCGACUCUUCGAUGCAAUCUCCAAAGGAUUUGAGAUGACGCAGCAAUGUGUCCCCACAAUCAAGGAACAUUCUGCUGCCACCAAGUCACGCCAAGAAGACUUGAAACAGAUCGUUCCUGAAAUCAAUGCCAAAACCUGGUUGGUGGUUUGGAACAUGUUUAUUUUUCCAUAUAUUGCUAAUAAUAACCCCAAAUGA
Cladocopium goreaui is the source of this 2040-nucleotide messenger RNA. Lineage: Eukaryota; Dinophyceae; Suessiales; Symbiodiniaceae. The record is from the annotation of a GenBank genome assembly.